Molecule: messenger RNA, 686 nt
Organism: Anolis carolinensis (green anole)
Lineage: Eukaryota; Metazoa; Chordata; Lepidosauria; Squamata; Anolidae
Gene: mif
Product: macrophage migration inhibitory factor
Exons: 3
Coding region: 206-556 (116 amino acids)
Molecular function (GO): cytokine activity; phenylpyruvate tautomerase activity
Source: RefSeq, a predicted model, not a curated record
CAGCCUGCCUGGCUCUUUCCUUCCUUCCUUCCCGCCCUCGUCGCUCCGCAUUGCGCGGCCAGAUCGCGACCCAGGCGCAGCUCCUGCAGCAGGGCGGGCGGGCGGGCAGGCGGGCACCACUCACUCACCGCGGGCUGCUUCCUUCCUUCCUUCCUUCUUUUCUUCCUCGCUCCUUCCUCCUUCCCUCCCUCCUUCUUUGGGGAAGAUGCCGAUGUUCGUGCUGAACACCAACGUGGCCGCGGAAGCCAUCCCGGAAAGCCUGACCUCCGAGAUCACGGAGCAGCUGGCCAAGGCCACCGGGAAGCCCGCCCAGUACAUCGCGGUGCACGUCCUUCCCGGGCAGCGGAUGUCCUUUGGGGGCUCCUCGGCGGAGCCGUGUGCCCUGUGCAGCCUCCACAGCAUCGGGAAGAUCGGGGCCGCCCAGAACAAGGCCUACUCCAAGCUCCUCUGCAGCCUCCUCCAGGACAAGCUCCACGUCCCUCCCGACAGGGUCUACAUCAACUAUUAUGACAUGAAUGCUGCCAACGUGGGAUGGAAUGGAUCCACUUUUGCGUAACCAGAAUGGAAGGCCUUCUAUCGCCUUCCUCUUCCAGACUCCGAAUUCGAGUCUUGCACCAAUGAACGGCUUCCUCCUCUUCCUUUGUCAUCUUUUAGUGAAAUAAAAAGCGUAGAAAGAACCACAUUAA